AUGGCAGAAUUCGCAGGUUUACCGAUCCCAACAAUGGAUUGGCCUUCACCGGAUGCUCCGCAAGCGUUCAAAAGGUUUAAAGCGCGAUGCGAACUUUACUUCUCUGGCCCACUGAAAGAAAAGUCGGGGGAAGAACAAAUAAGCUACCUUCUCAUCUGGUCGUGCGACGAUGGCAUCGAAUUAGUUUCCACUUGGGCCUUAUCGAACCAGGAGAAGAAGAAACUUGACACCUACUGGACUCGCUUUGAAAGCUAUUUGUCCCCAAAGAGCAACUUUCGGCUAUCAAGAUACAAACUCAGGACCCCGAAGCAAGAACCUGGUGAGUCAGUGGAUUCAUUUGUCAAGAAAAUUCGAAUUCUGGUCGAAGAAUGUCGAUUUACGAGUCCUGACGAGCACAUCAUCGAUGCUCUCAUCUUUGGAUCUAACUCCAAGCGUACGCAAACCAAGCUCCUGGACAAGGACGCCACUCUCACGCUUGAUAUCGCCCAAACCGAAGAGGUAACAAGUAAUCAGAUUAAAGAAAUUUCACCUGGUACUUCAACUCACGUUGACGCGCUAAAUUGCGGUCCUCCCAUCAGGCCUCGCGGCCCCAUUAUUCGCUUGUGUAGAUGUUGCGGCACCGAACACGACAUUUCUGAGCAAUCUUUUUGUCCUGCCUAUGGUUCAAAAUGUGGUGCUUGCGGAAAAGAGAACCACUGGAGGAAAGUCUGUCGUUCAUCAAAGCCUGACAAAAAGGGGAAGGCGAAGCAUGUUCGUCCAAAACCUCCUAAACCUCCAAAAGGGAAAUCUGAUAGAAAGAAGCAUUUCCAUUGCGUUGAGGCCCGUGAUAAAAGGGAAGACAGCCCCCAAACAUCAGUUCCGGAUCAGCUAUACUUCCAUACCUUGUCAGUUAAUUAG
Messenger RNA from Stylophora pistillata, 897 nucleotides. RefSeq lists its product as uncharacterized. The record is from RefSeq and is a predicted model, not a curated record. NCBI's taxonomy places the organism in Eukaryota, Metazoa, Cnidaria, Anthozoa, Scleractinia, Pocilloporidae.